Molecule: messenger RNA, 3112 nt
Organism: Suncus etruscus (white-toothed pygmy shrew)
Lineage: Eukaryota; Metazoa; Chordata; Mammalia; Eulipotyphla; Soricidae
Gene: TLR9
Product: toll like receptor 9
Biological process (GO): positive regulation of interleukin-6 production; canonical NF-kappaB signal transduction; defense response to virus
Cellular component (GO): plasma membrane
Molecular function (GO): protein binding; pattern recognition receptor activity
Source: RefSeq, a predicted model, not a curated record
CACUGUCAUGGGUCCCUACCGAAGCGCCCUGCACCCUCUAUCUCUCCUGGUACAGCUGGUGGCCCUUGAUCAGGCCCUGGCCUUGGGCACUCUACCCGCCUUCUUGCCCUGUGAGCUGCAAGGUCACGGCAAAGUGAACUGUGACUGGUUGUUCCUGACAUCCGUGCCUCGCUUCUCUGAGGCAGCCCGGGCCAACAUCACCAACCUGUCCUUGAUCUCCAACCGCAUCCACCACCUCCAUGAUUCAGAUUUUGCCCACCUGCCCGGCCUGCGGCACCUGAACCUCAAGUGGAACUGCCCACCUGUGGGCCUCAGCCCCCUGCACUUCCCCUGCCACAUGACCGUCGAGCCCAACACCUUCCUGCGCCUGCCUCUCCUGGAGGAGCUGAACCUGAGCUACAAUGGCCUCACCCGGGUGCCGCCCAUGCCCAGCUCCCUCGUGACCCUGAUCCUGAGCCGCACCAACAUCCUGAAGCUCGACCCCACGUUGCUGGCGGGCUUGUCUUCCCUGCGAUCUCUCUACAUGGAUGGCAACUGCUACUAUAAGAACCCCUGCUCAGGGGCUGUGGAGGUGCCCCCGGGAGCCCUUCUGGGCCUGGCCAACCUCACCUACCUGUCACUCAAAUACAACAACCUCACAGAGGUGCCCCGUGACUUGCCCCGCAGCCUGGAGACGCUGCUUCUCUCCUACAACCGCAUCAUCACCCUGGAAUCCGAGGACCUGGCCAACCUGACGGCACUAAGGGUGCUGGAUAUCGGUGGCAACUGCCGUCGCUGCGACCAUGCCCUCAACCCCUGCACCGAGUGUCCCAAGGGCUUCCCUCGCCUGCACCCCGACACAUUCAGCCGCCUGAAAAACCUGCAGGGCCUGGUGCUCAAGGACAGUUCUCUCGUCAGCCUGGAGCCCAGAUGGUUCCAGAACCUGAGGGCCCUCAUCAAGCUGGACCUGAGCGAGAACUUUCUGUACAACUGCAUCACCAACACCACGGCCUUCGACAGCCUGCGUCGGCUGCGCAAGCUCAACCUGUCCUUCAACUACUGCAAGAAGGUGUCCUUCGCCCACUUGCACCUAGCCCCGUCCUUUGGGAAGCUGCUGUCCCUACAGGAGCUCGACAUGCAUGGCAUCUUCUUCCGCUCACUCAGUGAGAAGACGCUGCAUCCGCUCAUCCACCUGCCUUGGCUGAAGCAACUGCAUUUGCAGAUGAACUUUAUCAACCAGGCCCAGCUCAGCAUCUUCGGCAGCUUCCAGGACCUGCUUUUUGUGGACCUUUCAGACAAUAGGAUCAGCGGAGCUGCAUCACUUCCAGAGGCCGCCACCUCUAACUUAGAGGGCCAGGAGGAGUUCCAACUGCCCCCCAGGGCCCUGACUCCAGUCCCCCAGCCCCUGGAGGAUGCAGAGCUGUUCAUGCCGAGCUGUAAAUCCCUUAACUUCACGCUGGACCUGUCCCGCAACAACUUGAUAACCAUCCAGGCUGAGAUGUUUGGGGGGCUCUCGCGCCUGCAGUGUCUGCACCUGAGCCACAACAGCAUCGCGCAGGCUGUCAACGGCUCGCAGUUUGCACCCCUGAGCAACCUGCGGGUGCUGGACCUGUCACACAACAAGCUGGACCUGUACCACGGACGCUCCUUCACCGAGAUGCCCAAGCUGGAGGCUCUUGACCUCAGCUACAACAGCCAGCCCUUCAGCAUGCAGGGCGUGGGCCAUAACCUCAGCUUCGUGGCCCGCCUGUCCACCCUGCGCUACCUGAGCUUGGCACACAACGACAUCCACAGCCGGGUGUCGCAGCGGCUCUGCAGCGCCUCGCUCCUGGCCCUGGACUUUAGUGGCAAUGACCUCAAUCGCAUGUGGUCUUUAGGAGAACUCUAUCUCCAUUUCUUCCAAGACUUGCGCGUCCUGCGUCGGCUGGACCUGUCUCAGAAUCAACUUCAUAACCUUCUGCCGAGCAGCCUUGACAACCUCCCCAAGACCCUGCAGCUGCUGCGCCUCCGGGACAACUUCUUGUCCUUCUUCAACUGGACCAAUCUGGCCUUCCUCCCCAGCCUGGUCACCUUGGACUUGGCGGGAAACCAGCUGAAGGCCCUGACCAACGGCAGCCUCCCCAACAACACCAGGCUGCAGACUCUGGACCUCAGCAGCAACAACAUUAUCUUCGUGACUCCUGACUUCUUUGUCCCUGCCCAGGAAUUGCGAAACCUCAACCUCAGCGACAACAACCUCAAGACAGUGGAGCCCUCCUGGUUCGGUGCCAUUGCAAUGAACUUGAAGAUGCUGGACGUGAGUGACAACCCUCUGCACUGUGCCUGUGGCGCUGCCUUUGUGGACUUUCUGCUGGAGGUGCAGGACGCUGUGCCUGGACUGGCCAACCAGGUCAAGUGUGGCAGUCCCAGGCAGCUGCAGACACGCAGCAUCUUCACCCAGGACCUGCGCCUCUGCCUGGACGAGACCCUCUCUUGGGACUGUUUCAGCCUCUCACUGCUGGCUCUGCUCCUGGGCCUGGCCCUGCCCCUGCUGCACCAUCUCUGCGGCUGGGACUUCUGGUAUUGCUUCCACCUGGGCCUGGCCUGGCUGCCCCUGGGACGGCGGCCUGGUGCUGGGGCCUUGCCCUACGAUGCUUUCGUGGUCUUCGACAAAACACACCCAGAUGUGGCUGACUGGGUGUACAAUGAGCUGCGUGUGCGACUGGAGGAGCGCCGUGGACGCCGGGCCCUCCGGCUGUGUCUGGAGGAACGAGACUGGGUUCCAGGCAAGAGUCUGUUUGAGAACAUGUGGGACUCCGUGUACAGCAGCCGCAAGUCGCUCUUCGUGCUGGCACACACCGAUCGGGUCAGUGGCUUGGUGCGUGCCAGCUUCCUGCUGGCCCAGCAGCGCCUGCUGGAUGACCACAAGGACGUGGUGCUGUUGGUCAUCCUCAGCCCCGAGGGGUCCCGCUCCCGCUAUGUGCGUUUGCGCCAGCGCCUCUGCCGCCAGAGUGUCCUCCUCUGGCCCCACCAGCCCAGUGGCCAGGUCAGCUUCUGGGCCCAGCUGGCCAUGGCCCUGACCAGGGACAACCGCCAAUUCUACAACAAGAACUUCUGCCGGGGUCCCAUCCCUGCCUGAUGUCACAGGGUUUGA